ACCGCUGCGCCAUGUUAUCGGAGAAACGGUUCAAACCGUCGUUUAACGACCAUUAGAUUAACAUAAAGGUGUUUGAAACGCCUUUUUUUUUUUACAUUAAACUUAGUUUUUUUUAAUCGUGAACGUUAAAUUUACAUCGUCACCGGCCGGCGAAGCAGCUGGCAGAGCCGCGUUUAGAUUUUUUUCCGUUAGUUUGAAGGCCAAAGCGGCUGCCAUGGAUUUUUAAGGCAUAAUGCGGCACCUCUGAUGCAAUGGCGAUGCAUAGUGCAAGGCAAAACCAACUGCGAAACUCCAUCUUCGCAACUGCCAAGCAGUUGGGCUCGAAUACCGUCCGCGGUAUACCUGCGAGCCAGCCGGUACCGCUGCUCCUGGACCGGAGGAAGCUAACGCUAGCUAGCUAGUCACCUUAGCUACUUAUAAACACCGUUAAAUUUGAAUAAAAAUCCAUCGAUCCAUCAUCGUCUUAAAACACAAUGAAGCCUCAAGACAUCAUCGCCGGGAAAAGCAGCCUGUGGAUCUUCGGGUACGGGUCUCUGGUGUGGAAGCCUGACUUUAAGUACAAGAGGAGCCAGGUCGGCUACAUUCAAGGCUACAAGAGACGAUUCUGGCACGGAGACAACUUCCACCGCGGCACCGACGAGAUGCCCGGAAGAGUGGUGACGCUGAUUGAAGACGAUGACGCGAGCACUUGGGGCGUGGCGUUCGAGGUCACCGGCUCUCAAAUCGAGGAGUCCCUGAAGUACCUCAACGUGCGCGAGACGGUCUGCGGCGGCUACGUCACUAAAAUGGUCGAUUUCUUCCCCGAGGGUGGGGACCAGCCCCCGGUUCAGGCGCUGGUGUACAUCGCCACGUCCGACAACGCCCUGUACCUGGGGCCGGCCAGCCCGGAGGCGAUCGGCAUCCAGAUCGCCGUGUGCAGAGGGAAGACGGGCCACAACCUGGAGUAUCUGCUGCGGCUGGCCGAGUUCAUGAGGACCAGCUGCCCGCACGUGGAGGACCAUCACCUGUUCUCCAUCGAGGCGGCGGCGCUGACCGUGGUGUCCUAUCUGUUAGCGGCCCAGUAGCUCGUACCCUUUGUCUCGGGAGCGUAAAGAGCGGAUGAAUAAAUGAAACACACGGAGGCUUUUCACCCGUCAGUCUGUCUGUGUUUAUGUUGUGAGAUGAGCUUCACGCGACCAUCCGCCGUACGAGAAUCCAUUAAACGCUGUUGCAGUGAUAAAGGGAAGCAUUAUGUUCAGUGUUUUUGUUUUUCAGAAGCAUGACGUCAUGUUCACGUUUGUACAUCCGUUAGAAAAUGACACCUGUGCAGUUCUGUCUUUUUAGAAAAGCACAUUUAUGUUUUUUAAUUUAAUUUGAAUUUGCACGGUUCAGAUCCGUCCAGUCCACUCAGACGGUCCUGAGGGUUCAUCGUGGUGGUGGAACUUGUGUGCAGUUGAUGAAAUGACUGCUGGGAUGAUGUGCUGUAACUAUUUUUUAACCCUGUCAUCACUACAAACCUGUUUUUUUUCCCCAAAAGUUGCUCAUGGCAACUUUUCAUCCAGCUGCAAACACUAAUAAAAAGUUAAAAUAA
Molecule: messenger RNA, 1570 nt
Organism: Plectropomus leopardus (leopard coralgrouper)
Lineage: Eukaryota; Metazoa; Chordata; Actinopteri; Perciformes; Serranidae
Gene: chac1
Product: ChaC, cation transport regulator homolog 1 (E. coli)
Biological process (GO): glutathione catabolic process
Cellular component (GO): cytoplasm
Molecular function (GO): glutathione specific gamma-glutamylcyclotransferase activity
Source: RefSeq, a predicted model, not a curated record